Cetraspora pellucida is the source of this 1359-nucleotide messenger RNA. The record is from the annotation of a GenBank genome assembly. NCBI's taxonomy places the organism in Eukaryota, Fungi, Glomeromycota, Glomeromycetes, Diversisporales, Gigasporaceae.
AUGGCUAUUGCCGUAGUCUAUAUGACAAAGGAAUUUGGCUUUACAUCAUCGAUUCAAGGUGUCAUACUAUCAUCAUUCUUUUUGGGAUAUUUAACAACACAAGUUUUAGGUGGUGCUCUUGCCGAUAAAUAUGGUGGAAAAUGGGUAUUAAGCGUUUCUGCCGCAUCAUGGACACUAUUUACCUUUCUUACACCGAUUUCCGCUAAUUUUGGUUUAGGAUAUCUCAUAAUAUGUCGAAUACUUUUAGGUAUUGGUGAAGGUGCAUGUUUUCCGUCUGUAAACACUUUGAUUGCGGCAUGGUUCCCAACAGAGGAGGGUAAUAAAGCGGUUUCAACUACAGUAUCUUCAGCUUAUAUAGGGAUUGUGAUUGCUUUGCCGAUAUCAACUUGGUUAGGUUCAGGCCCUUUGGGAUGGCAUAGUAUUUUUUGGACAUUUGGUACAGCUGGAUUUGUUUGGUCUAUAUUAUGGCAAAUUUAUGGCAAAAGCAGUCCAAAUGAGUAUUCAGGAAUAAGUCAAGAAGAAUUGGAUUUGAUUUCAAAAACCAAGAAAAAAAAUAAACCUAGUAAAAAUUUGAGUUAUCAUAUAAUAGAGUCUAGUGAAAUUGCUAUUGAAUCAACAAGUGAGAAUGAUAAUACAAUUUCUGAUGCUCCAUUAACAAACUUUACCGUUGAAGAUAAUAAUUUUGAAGCUGAGGCUGAUGUACUAUUGCCAGAGAAUUUAAUAUUGGCAAAUCCAAAAGAUGUUCCAUGGAAAUUUCUUCUUUCUCGUCGUGAAGUGUGGGCUAUACUCAUUACACAAUUUUGCAAUUCAUUUGGUAACUUUAUCAUACUUAACUGGUUGCCAAUUUAUUUUUUGGAUCGUUUUAAAUUAAAUCUUAAAAAUUUCGGUUAUUAUUCUGUGCUUCCUUAUGCUACGCAAGGAACCACCGGCAUUCUCGCUGGGAUUAUAUGUGAUUACGCAAUUAAUAAAUUGAAUAUUCGUAUAAAAACUGUACGGAGAGGUGCUCAAUUAAUUGGUGCAAUUGGAACAUCAACAUUUCUUUUAUGUACAGCAUAUUUAGCACAAACACCUUUGCAAGGAAUAAUUUUAAUAUCAAUUGGCACUGCAUUAAACUCAUUUUUUAGUUGUAGUGUACAUGUGUCUCAGUUGGAUAUAGCUCCAAGAUACGCUGGUGCGAUUUAUGGGUUGGGAAAUACAUGUGCUGGAAUUCCAGCUGUAUUAGGAGUGGCAUUCACAGGAUGGAUAUUAGAUGUUACAAACAGAAAUUGGAAUAUUAUUUGGAUUUUGGUUACUAUUUUUUAUGCUACCGGUUCCAUAUUUUUUGUUAAAUGGGUUGGUCAUAAAGUUAUAACCGGUUGA